AUGCGGAGGAUCCGGCGGCUGGUGCAUCUGGUGCUGUUCUGCCCGCUCUCCAAGGGCCUGCAGAGUCGCCUCCCGGGCAUCAAGGUGAAAUACCUGCUGGUGGUGUGGCUGGGCAUCUUCGUGGGCAGCUGGGUGGCAUACAUGCAUUACUCGUCCUACUCCGAGCUCUGCCGCGGCCACGUCUGCCGGAUGAUAAUCUGCGACCAGUACAAGAAAGGAAUCAUUUCUGGCUCCACGUGCAAAGACCUGUGUGAGGAGCGCAGCCUCCUCUUCCAGCACUGCCUCUCCUCCUCUCCCACCCAGCAGGUUUACAGCGGGCUCUGGAGGGAGAGGGAGGUGAUCAUCAAAUGCGGCAUCGAAGAAGCCUUGAAGGCAGACAGCCACCCAGACUCUGUGCCCAGGAGGGACGUGGUCCUCUUUGACAAACCAACAAGAGGGACAUCGAUGGAUGAGUUCAAAGAAAUGCUACUGAACUUCCUAAAGUCCAACCUGGGAGAUCAGCCUUCUCUCGCUGCCUUGGUGAGCCGGAUCAUCGCCAUGGCAGAUGUGAACCGGGAUGGGAAAGUGUCUUUAGCAGAGGCCAAAUCCAUCUGGGCGUUACUUCAGCUGAAUGAGUUUCUUCUCAUGCUCUCCCUCCACGAGAAAGAGCACACUUCCAAGCUGCUGGGGCACUGCGGGGACCUCUACGUCACUGAGAAGAUCCCCCACACCUCCCUCUACGGAGUGGAUGUCCCCCCCUUCCUCCAGUCACUGCUGCCUUCAGUCGUCCACCAAAUCAUCCACCAGUGGUUUGCACCAGCCUGGCCCCGGCGGGCAAAGAUCUCCAUCGGCCUUCUGGAGUUCGUGGAGGAGAUAUUCCACGGGACCUACGGGAACUUCUACAUCUGCGAGACCAGCUUUAAAAACGUGGGCUACAACGACAAAUACGACUUCAAAAUGGUCAACCUGAGGAAGGUGGCAACGGAGAUGACAAUCAGAGGUUUCCUCAAGGGACGUCACUGUGAGCAGAACGUGGACUGCACCUACGGGAAGGACUGUAUGGCAACAUGCGACAAACUCAUGAAGCAGUGCAAAAGCGACGUGGUGCAGCCCAACCUGGCGAAGGUCUGCGGGUUGCUGCAGGACUACUUGCUGUACGGAGCACCACCGGAGCUGAAAGAAGAGCUGCAGAAACAGCUCCGAACUUGCAUGACCCUCAGUGGCCUGGCCAGCCAGAUGGAAGUGCACCACUCCCUCGUGCUGAACAACCUCAAGACCUUGCUCUGGAAGAAGAUUUCAAACACCAAAUAUUCCUAACGGGGGAAGCACGGUCCUGGAGUUUAGAAUCUGCAAUCUUGGAGUCAAGUCCAAGGGUUAAAGGCCUGUUUCUCCAUCGUCUCCCCCACAGGACAAAUACACCCUGCACAGGGAGUUCAGCAUAGCUGCAGCCCCUUCUCCUUCAUGGAAAACCAAGCGUCAUGACUUCCACCGCCCAGCAGGAUCAUCGAUACAGUCGGCAAGAGCAUGCUGCGGAGCUGGGACGUCGGGAGCCGGGCUGAACAGGCUUGGGGGAAGAAGAUGACAUGGAAAGCGAAAAGGAAGCGGAGCCCAGCUGGAUGCAUCUAACUGUUCCUUGAUUAAGAGGAAAGCAGUGCAGAGAGAGGAGAAUGAAUCAUUCAUGCUGUACUUGUCACAUCUUCUUUUGAUGAACAUCUCUGAUGUAAAUAAAUAGCUUUUAUGUGAA
Gavia stellata (red-throated loon) is the source of this 1723-nucleotide messenger RNA. It is a transcript of the gene DIPK1B, whose product is annotated as divergent protein kinase domain 1B. The transcript has 5 exons. NCBI's taxonomy places the organism in Eukaryota, Metazoa, Chordata, Aves, Gaviiformes, Gaviidae. Gene Ontology annotation, molecular function: calcium ion binding. The coding region runs from base 1 to 1296 and encodes 431 amino acids. The record is from RefSeq and is a predicted model, not a curated record.